GCAGGUUGCUGGAUAUCCGAGGCGACCUGAAAGUCUCUCGCCUCAUCAACGUGCGACUUGACUUCAUCUAUCUUGUUUUCGUGUCAAUCCCACAGUUCAGUCCGUUUCGAACUGUCGUGUAACGUACGGAAAUUUCCAGGAAGACCAAUUGUACAACAAGCUGGGGGAUUGUGUCCAUGGAUGAGUCACGCGGGAGCUAGCCCAGCAGGUGCAGCACGGCUUCGGGAUUGUUCGUCUCGGCUUGUGAGCCCAGACAGCCCAGGUCAGUGGUCCUCGCGCUCCAUCGGCGUCGUAUUUGGUCGGUGAGCUCCGACAACAGGCUGGUCCGCCUUGCCCGUUAAGGACCGUCACCAACAUGGCAUCGGGCCCGUCGGACCGAUCCAGCCCAUUGGACCAAUCCAAAGUCCUUCAGGAGGAGCUGACCUGCCCCGUGUGCCUGGACGUCUUCCACGACCCGCGCCUGCUUCCGUGCGGCCAUAACUUUUGUAAAAUAUGCCUGGAUCAGUUGCAGCAAUUGACGGUUCAGAGCAGAUUCCAGUGCCCAGAGUGCCGCGAGAGCCACCGCUGCAACAGGAGCUUCCAGAAGAACUUCAAGUUGGCUAACAUCGCCUUUGACUUCCGCCGUCGCCGCAGAGCGGCCAACUCCUCUACUGGAGCUGAGGCGUCAGCCCUGGCUUCCAAAGUGUGUGUUGCAUCCAUCUCGACUGGCCAACGAGAAUGCGUCCCGUGUGACUACUGCCCACCUCCCACCGCCGAGUUGUCAGGCCCUGGAACUUCUGCAGACGCUGGCAACUCGCAAGACAAGGGAGACAUGCAGGCGGGUUCCGCUGGCGAUUCUAACAUGGCAGUCAAGAUGUGCCUCAAAUGCGAGGUGUCAAUGUGUCCAGAGCACGUCAAACCCCAUCUGGAGCUGCCUGCGUUUCGAGAGCAUCCGCUGACAGAACCUAUGAAAGACUUUUGGAAGAGAAAAUGCCCUGACCAUGAUGAGAUCUUUAAGUACUACUGCCUUCAGGAUGAAGUGUGCGUGUGCAACGCUUGCACCGUCGAAGGAGGACAUACUGGACACACAAUCAAGACCCUGAGGAACACCAUGAUCGACAUCAAGCAGGUGCGUUUACACAAGCAGCUCAAUAAGAUGGAGAGAAAGUACACCUUGGCCCAGAAGAUGCUCCAUGAGCAGUCAAUGAAGGAGAGCGCGAACAAGAAGUUCUUGGAGGACUCUGAUGCCUGCUUGACCAGGCUGCGUCAAGAUCUGGAGGCUAAAGUGGCGGUCUUUGUGAACCGACUUUUGGAGUGUGCGCGCACCAACUGCGAAGCCGUCAUGCCCACCAUUCAGAAGAACAUCACCCGCAUCAACCAGGACUUGACUCGUCUCUGGGAGGUUCAUAGCGGCAUCAAGAGCCUCAUGGAGGAAAGAGACGCGUUUCGCUUCAUCGAGGCAUACAAGACCACAGGAAAGCAAUGUCGCAAACUGCUGAAGAAGAACAUGUUCGACCCAGACUACGUGGAUAUAGAUCCAGGGCUUCUGGCCAUCAUGAUGGAGGACGAAAUGCAAAAGUUCCUCAACCUGGAUCUCACCUUUUACAUCUUUGCAGCCAUCAAGUCAAUAUGUCAACAGAGUGAUAACGAGGAGGAGCGUUAUGAAAGCGAGGACGUGAUCAGGGAGGAAACUGAAGAUGCCGAACCUGAUGAAGGCAGUGACCACGAUGAUGGCAGCGAGGAAGAGCUAAGCGAGGACGAGGAGGAGAGUGAGGAAGAGGUGGAAGAAAGGCAGGAGAAUGAAGGUCAUGAACUGAGUGAUUCUGAUGCACUUUACAUCCCCGAACAGGAGGAGGAGGAAGAGGAGGAUGAAGAAGACGGGCAGGAGAAUGAAAGUCAUGAACUGAGUGAUUCUGAUGCACUUUACAUCCCCGAAGAGGAGGAGGAGGAAGAAGAAGAAUCAGAAGAGAGGGAUGAGGGGGGAGAGGAAGCUCAGGAUGAGGAGUAUGAAGAUAUUGAGGAUGGGGAAGAGGAGAUUGAUGAGGGAGGAGAGGAAGCUCAGGAUGAGGACUAUGAAGAUAUUGAGGAUGGGGAAGAAGGAGAUUAGAGUCACGCACAAAUACACAGCUGAAUGUAGAAUCAAGUGACCUCACUUGGGUUCUGUGAUUAUUUUUUUUCUCCCAUAUUUUACACAUGAAGAAAAAAGCAGUAAUUAUUUGUUGGAAUCUCAGCUCAUCACUCUCUUAUAGUAUUCACAUUAUCUCAGUGCUUGCGUGGUUUAUACAUCAACAUGAUACAAAAUAUGUAUCCUAGUUUAAUUAGAGGCUCUCCACGCGAACGCUUGUUUGUCAAUAACAUAACCAAUGAUUGACUGGCAAUCAUUCCGGGGGAACCUCUACCUCUCGCCCAAAGCUAACUGGGGUCAGUAGAAUAUCUAUUGUAUUGCAUUAAUGCCUUCAUUCACGGUAGUUAGCCAAAGAGGUGUAAAAAAUAUAUUUUGUGUGGAUAAAUACAAGAUUGUUUGCACUCUGCUAUUAUCAGCAAUUGGAUGUGUUCUAUUUCUGCCAAACUUAGAAUGUUCACUUAAGCAAGAGUUUGCACUUAAUUUAAUUGGCUGCUAUGCUAUGUUGGGCCUACUAUAUUUGAAUGUUGAAUCUAAAUGUUUUCAUAUAAAUGAUUUUGGGACAAGUAAAACUGUUAAUAAAAUAGUUAUUGAAAUGAAAGUUUGUAAUAAAAUGGCAUGAACGAA
Syngnathus typhle (broad-nosed pipefish) is the source of this 2728-nucleotide messenger RNA. RefSeq lists its product as uncharacterized. The record is from RefSeq and is a predicted model, not a curated record. Gene Ontology annotation, molecular function: zinc ion binding. NCBI's taxonomy places the organism in Eukaryota, Metazoa, Chordata, Actinopteri, Syngnathiformes, Syngnathidae. The transcript has 8 exons. Bases 356 to 2086 code for a protein of 576 amino acids.